Messenger RNA from Symbiodinium pilosum, 1338 nucleotides. NCBI's taxonomy places the organism in Eukaryota, Dinophyceae, Suessiales, Symbiodiniaceae. The record is from the annotation of a GenBank genome assembly.
AUGGUUUCUUCCAAGUGGCUGCGUGACAGCAUUUUCUCAGCAGACAACUUCUGCUGGCGGCAGAGCCAACUUGCUAUGCCAACUCAGUACUCCAUUCCCACCAGCAAGUGGAACCGCUACGAGCAGUUGCGAAGAAAGUGGAAAGUGGAGAAUAAGCGGGACUUUGCGCGCUUGGUUCCAGGCGAUGUGCGAACUUAUAACUACUCCGAGGAAGUUUCCUACCUGGAGAUGUAUGCCUCAUCUCUUUAUUGCAUUACGAAGAAAAAAGGCGGCUGGGAUUGCUUGAGGCAUUAUGAAAUUUUGCUAGCAGGCUGCGUGCCCUACUUCCUUGACAUCCGCAACAUCCCUGGCCGGAGCAUGGUCCAUUUCCCACACCACUUGAUUCAGUUGCUCAUGCGGCUGCCAGGGUUGCCAAGUGAGGAUGCUCUUGCUGACCAGCUUAGCCAUGAUGCAAAUAUCAUGAUCGACCAUGAAGUUUUUCCAAAGGGCGAGUAUGAAAGCUUGCGGUCUGCCAUGCUCUCUUUUGUUGAGAGUCACAUGCUCAGUGCCAAACGGGCAUCUGAUCUGCGCUUGGCCCACCAUCGCGUUUUCCUGCACUCCGCCGCAACCGUUGAAAAGCCUGUAGACUAUCUGAGAGAGCUCCUCAUGGUCGGCCUGUUGGAAAAUGGACAUCAAGUGCUGACCACUUUCAAUGCAAGCUACAUUUUCGAGGAUUUCAACGUGUCUAGAUUGGACAUGCCGUGGGGCGCAUCGUAUGGCCGUGGUUUCCUGUAUGAGCGGGGGUUGCCGGCAUCGAAGAGGCAGCUUCUAACUCACUGGUUUCCAGGGCAUCCACCUCCCGAAGAGCCGUUCUCAUACAUCAAGACCACUUACAACAACAAGCCUUACCCAGCUGAAACAUUCUUCAAUAAGACGGUCGAUGUAUUCAUUGAUGGGAAUGACAUUUGGGGUGCGCAUCCUGAGCCAGACAACGCUGCAUCUUGGUACCGUCGAGAGCUCUCUGACUGCCACGACUUCAUCCAGCCAGCGCGCUCUUUGCUAGGCAUCUUGAACUCAGGUGCACUGUGGACUUGCGAGGCAGCUCCGGGAAGCCACUUGUGUCCGAACUUGCACGACGCCGUUCGUGUUUGGCAGUAUGGCUUACAGAUGACCAUUGCCUUAGAGAUUCAGACCCGAGGGUCCAGGAGUGAGGGCAUCUCAGAGCUUUUGCUCGACAUCGAGGAUUACCUGCAGACACCAGACUUUUUCCCUGACUUCGUGGAGAAGUUUCUGAUCUUGGCCACAAACUCCAGGCAGUUGAUGGAGCUUUACCGUGGGCUCACAGAACAAGUGACUUAA